Molecule: messenger RNA, 1368 nt
Organism: Papilio machaon (common yellow swallowtail)
Lineage: Eukaryota; Metazoa; Arthropoda; Insecta; Lepidoptera; Papilionidae
Product: anoctamin-5-like
Exons: 12
Coding region: 70-1368 (432 amino acids)
Biological process (GO): chloride transmembrane transport
Cellular component (GO): plasma membrane
Molecular function (GO): protein dimerization activity; chloride channel activity
Source: RefSeq, a predicted model, not a curated record
AAAUGUUUCAAUUUUAUACACAUUUUAUUUUAGACUUCCCCUAAAGUGUUCGUAGUAAUCUUCGUAACAAUGUCCCUAAAGAGGCAAUAUGUGUCAGCUUUCACUGGAUAUUUCAGAGACGGCACCAAACGCAUUGACCUUGUAUUGGUUAUUAAUGAUGACGGGGACAGUAAGGUCGAAAUGUUGAGAGUUAAUUUUUUAUCCAAUGUUGUAAAGACCGGUCUCGAAAUUGAAUUGGAGCAAGGAGUGAGGGCGAAAAAUAAAAACCUGAUUUUCGUAAAAAUACAUGCACCUCCCCACGUUAUUAUCCAAUAUGGAGAGUUUUUCAAUAUACGGAGGUUUUUCAAAGAUAACCAUGCUGAUUUCAUAAACCCUCGUAGUUGGUAUUUUGAUAUGUUGCCCAUUGGUACAGACAAGAGACGAGAGAGAGAGUUGGUCAAAUUCGUAAGAAAACAAAACAAAGGACCUCUAAAUUAUUCGACCCUCGAACGGAGUACUAUUGUUUAUAAAAUUCUGCUUAUGCUGCCGUUCGGCCUUUACGAAAACUAUGUAGGUUUAAAUAGAUUACUUAAACAUCGUAUCAUACUCGAUGCGUUUCCAUUGCACGACGGGCCUUACUUUUUUGUUCCAAGUCAAGAUCCAACUAGAAUCAAUGGACGCCAGGUUCUCUCUCGUACGUGGUUGAACAUUGGCAAACUUUUAAUGUGUAGACAACCUUAUAGCCUUAUUCACGAUUAUAUGGGGGAAAGAGUUGCAUUUUAUUUCGCUUUCUUAGAAUAUUAUAUAAAGGCAUUAUUUCUCGCUUCUAUUCUGAGCAUAGUGUUAUUUAUAAUGGCUUAUAAUUCAAAAGAUACCUAUAAAAUAAAAUCUAUGACGUGCAAAUCUCAAGACCAGGUUUGCGGUGUUUGCGCCACCCACACUUGGUGUCCUUCAAGGUCACUUGAAGAAUACUGUUGGAAGGCUCGAUUGAUGCAUGUAACUCACAGUAUUCCUAACGCUUAUCUUUGUUUGUUGGUCGGACUUGGAAGCACUUUAUUUGUUCCGUUAUGGGAGCGCAGGACAUGUUACCUAAAUUGGCUUUGGGAAAUUAAUCAAUCUUAUGUUAAAAAAGCUGUAAGGCCGGAAUACAUAAUUCCUGACAAUUUACCAUGGAGGAGAAAUUACGUCAGACAGAUUUUGUUAACAAUUUACAAUAUCUUUAUCUACGCGGUUUAUGGCGCUGUAAUAGUAGCAUUAAUGCUUUUGGUAAUGUAUUAUAAACACGCCAUUUUCUAUUACACAGUUGGUACAAAACCAUUUAGAAAUUUUUAUUAUGUACUUGCUGGUAUAGCGGCUUUUAAUUUUGUUUUUGCUGUAAUCAUGCAGUGA